AUGAAAGAACCAUCAAAGCUAAUAGCCAUCAAGAUGACUUUAAACGACCCAGCAAAGAGCGAUACCCUCUACAGCCUUCCAUUGGAACUCAGACAGCAGAUUUUUGAGGAAUGUCUUAAUACAAACCUCGCCACACAAGAAUACCACAAGAACAAACAACACAAAUCUCUUAGCCUGCUUGUCGCUCUUCGUGCUGAUCGCAGUCAUAUACUCUAUGACGACGCACUCUAUGUCUUCUAUAAGCGAAACCGAGUCUAUAUCACACUCUCAUGGUCAACAGUCAGAAAGUCCCAUGUUUGGUACAAGCCCACAGAGACUGCGGCGAGCUAUGUAAGACAUCAUGGUAUAUAUUUUAGUCAAGACUUAGUGUAUGUUCCAUCCCCAUGAAUGCUUUUGACCUGGUUCCAUAUUCUUGAUGUGCUAACUAUAUUGCGUACAGAGAAUCAAACGAGCGUAAUCUGAUGGAUUUCUCGCAACUCCCCCAACCACUCUUCAGCCAUCUCACGAACCUCGAAACUUUCCAAUUCAGCGUCGGUCGUCAAUUAAUAUACCCUUGUCCCAAACAUUUCCUCAAGCAACCCUUCCUCUGCUACAUCCUGGAGAAGUUCUUCGGAGCAGGAUGCAAGAAGUUAAGAAGAGUGAGCGUGGAGUACAAGAUCCACCGACAAGAGUGGGUCACUACGAAUUUCAUCCGUCGUCCCUCGGAGAUCGCUGCAGAUAUCAAACGUAGGGAGGAGGAGAGAGACGAUCCGGAUUCGUUUGAGUUCAUGAAAGCAGCUUUGCACAUGGAAGGCGAAAAGUGCUGGAUUUCGGAGGAACGGAGCGAGGAACUGACCUAG
Messenger RNA from Hymenoscyphus albidus, 839 nucleotides. The record is from the annotation of a GenBank genome assembly. NCBI's taxonomy places the organism in Eukaryota, Fungi, Ascomycota, Leotiomycetes, Helotiales, Helotiaceae.